Megalops cyprinoides (Indo-Pacific tarpon) is the source of this 4206-nucleotide messenger RNA. It is a transcript of the gene prx, whose product is annotated as periaxin. Gene Ontology annotation, molecular function: protein binding. Gene Ontology annotation, cellular component: cytoplasm; costamere; nucleus. NCBI's taxonomy places the organism in Eukaryota, Metazoa, Chordata, Actinopteri, Elopiformes, Megalopidae. Gene Ontology annotation, biological process: regulation of RNA splicing. The transcript has 6 exons. The record is from RefSeq and is a predicted model, not a curated record. Bases 79 to 4206 code for a protein of 1375 amino acids.
CUCCAUGCGGAGCUGAAACAGGUGCUGAGCCUGAAACGGAGCCAGCUAAGAGAGGCAUCUAACACGUCCGAAGAAGGCAUGGAUCCCCCAACGCAGGUCAGCGUAUCAAAGGAGGAAGCUCCUACUUCUGAGCUGGUGGAGGUCGUGCUGGAGACGGAGGCAGAGGCUGGGGCCAGUGGUUACAGUGUGACCGGAGGAGGGGAGCGAGGCAUUUUUGUCAAAGAAGUGCUGAAAGACUCACCUGCAGCAAAGCACCUCAGUCUCCAGAAAGGUGAUCAACUGCUUAGUGCCAGAGUUUACUUCGACAAUGUGAAGUAUGAGGAUGCCCUGAAGAUCCUGCAAUGUGCUGAACCCUACAAGGUCUCCUUCUUUCUGAAGAGAACAGUGGCAGGCACUGAUGUCAGCGUUCAACCAGGAUCUACCAGUCUAGAACUCAAAGGACCCAAAGCCAAGAUGCCUAAAAUGAGCGUCAAGAGCAUCAAGCCCUUCAAGGCUAAGAAAAAGAGAGGAGGACGAUUUGGCUUGAAAAGACUUAAAGAGAACAAGAAGGCAAGAGCUGGAGCAGAGUUCAAACCAGAAGGCUCACCUGCAAAGCUGGAGCUCAGCCCUGUGGAUGUGGAAUUUGCAUUCCCCAAAUUCAACAAGCUGAGGAAGGGCGGAAAGGCUUCGGCAGAGGGGGGGACCGAGUUGCCUGAAGGAGUGGUGGCCACAGGCAGGAAGAAGAGAAAGAUCAGAUUCCCCAGAAUGAGGAUGAAGGAGGCUGCUGGAGCUACAGGGAAAGUCAGUGUGGACAUACCAAAGCCUGAGGGACAAGCAACUGUGGCACUGCCAGAAGGAGGUGGUGACCUGGAAGUGCCUGGAGCAACAGUUAAAGCCAAGGGGAAGGCUCCAAAGUUUGGCAUCACCUUCCCUAAAACCAAGAAAACCAAAAUGGACUCAACCUUGCCUGAGGGGGGCGUGGAGCUUAAGCCACCUGAGGGCCAAUUUAGACCCCCCUCAGUGGAGUUUGACUUCAGUUUGCCAUCUGGAAAAAAAGACAUAGACCUACCUGAACUAGAAGUGAAGGAAAAAGAGGACAUCAAGUUUAGGCCUCCGGAAGUAGAAAUUUCCUUAGGUCUUCCCUCAGGAAAAGCUGAGGCAACUUUGCCUCACCCUGAAGCAGAGGCAAAGGGCAAAGGAGAGAUAAAAGGUCCCAAAAUAGAUAUCAAAGGAGAUAUUGAAACACCAGAGGGGAAACUGAAAGGGGAAAGUUUCAAAUUCAAAAUGCCCAAGGUUGGUUUUGAAGGUCCAGAAGAAGCAGAACUUGAUAUUGAAGUCCCAGAUGACAAAGUGAAGAAGCCAAAGCUGAAACUGCCCAAAAUUGAACUUGCUCGCCACUCUGUUGAAAUCGAAGGAGUUGAUGUACCUGAGGGGAAGGAAAAGGCUGGGCUGAAAAUGCCAUCCAUUGACAUCACAGCACCAAAGGUUGAUUUUGACUUGAGCCUGCCAAAGGGAAAAGGGGAGGUGAAGACGCCAGCAGCAGAGAGCACUGGUGAUGAAGGUUUGAAGAUAACCAUGCCAAAAAUAACGCUACCAAAGUUUGGGGGUUCAAAGGGAGAAAUAGAGGUGGAUGCCGAAGGUCUUGAUGUCUCAGGUAAAGGCCCAAAGAUAAAGAUGCCAUCUGUUGGAAUAUCCUUACCAAAAGCAAAAGGGAGUGCAGAUAUAACAGUUCCUGAGCUAGGUGGUGAGGGGAAGAUAAAAGGACCAGGAAUCAAAAUGCCAGCCAUUGACAUCUCAGUACCUAAACCUGACAUUGACCUACAUCUACCAAAGGGCAAAGGUGGGUCUGAAAUGGAACUGAAAGGAGAUUUGGAUGGAGGAAGCCAUGGCAGCAAGGAAAGGCUGGAUUUUAAAAUGAAAAUGCCAAAAAUAUCCCUACCAAAGUUUGGAGGAAAAGGGCAUGUGAAAGGGUCAGAAGGUGAUGUAUACAUUUCUGUCCCUAAAGUCGAUGUGAAAGGCCCAUCUGUGGACAUUAAUGCUAAAGAGAUUGAUGUGCAAGGCCCAGAUGUGAAAGGUGCAAAAAUAAGUAUGCCCCAAGUGGAUAUUUCUCUGCCUAAACUCAAGCCUGUUGAAAUUGCAACACCUGAUGAGGUUGAGGGACCAUCCUUCAAAGGUCCAAAAAUAUCCAUGCCAAAAUUUGACAUUUCACUCCCGAAGAUUGGCUUACCUGAGCUAGACAUAGAAGGUCGUGAAAAAGGCGAAACUAUCGGCAUGCCAAAAAUUGACAUUUCACUACCAAAGAUGAAGUCACCAGAGACUGAGAUUGAUGUGGAGGGUCCAGAAGUGAAAGGCAGCAAAUUUCAUAUGCCCACAGUUGAUAUUUCACUUCCAAAAGGUAAAUUACCAGAAGCUGAAAUUGAUCUGGAGGGACCUAAACUGAAAGGCGGCAAAUUUCACAUGCCCAAAAUUGAUAUUUCACUUCCCAAAGGAAAGUUACCAGAGGUUGAAGUUGACUUAGAGGGUCCUGAGAUCAAAGGUGGCAAAUUUCAAAUGCCCAAAAUUGAUAUUUCACUUCCCAAAGGCAAGUUACCGAAAGCUGAAAUUGAUGUAGAGGGUUCUGAUGUCAAAGGUGGCAGAUUUCAGAUGCCCACGAUUGAUAUUUCACUUCCAAAAGGAAAAUUACCAGAAGGUGAAAUGGAUGUAGAGGGUCCUGAGGUCAAAGGUGGCAAAUUUCAGAUGCCCAAAAUUGACAUUUCACUUCCCAAAGGAAAGUUACCAGAAGGCGAAAUUGAUGUAGAAGGUCCUGAUAUCAAAGGUGGAAAAUUUCACAUGCCCAAAAUUGAUAUUUCACUUCCAAAAGGAAAGUUACCAGAAGGUGAAAUUGAUGUAGAAGGUCCUGAUGUCAAAGGUGGAAAAUUUCAGAUGCCCAAAAUUGAUAUUUCACUACCAAAAGGAAAGAUACCAGAAGGUGAAAUUGAUGUAGAAGGUCCUGAUGUCAAAGGUGGAAAAUUUCAGAUGCCCAAAAUUGAUAUUUCACUUCCAAAAGGAAAGUUACCAGAAGGUGAAAUUGAUGUAGAGGGUCCUGAGAUCAAAGAACGUGAGAUUGAGUAUGAAGGCCCUAAAAUGCCCAAAGUGAAGAAAGCAGUAUUUGUUUUAGUGAAUCCAAAAACUGACGGGUCUGACGUGUCUGCAAGCUUUUCAGAGGGAGAAACAAGUGCAGAGCCUUCCGACGUCAAAGUGAAAGUGCCAAAGAUCAAAAUGAAACCAAGUUUUGGGAAAUCACGCUCCAAGGAAAAAGGAACAGCUGUGAAUGGAGAAGAAGAGGCUGAUGGGGAUGGGAAGUCAAAGGGAGCCAAACUGAAGAUGCCCAAAGUUACCUUCUCUCCAGGCAAAACAGGCUCUUUUGACGUAACUGGAUCAGGUUCAGCAGGACCCAAAAAAGCUGAUGGAUCAGGACCUAAUGUCAAUGGAGAGAAAGAUCUGACAUUCCAGAAUGGAUCCAAGGAAGACAAAUCCAAAUUUGGGAAACUCAAGCUGCCAAAGAUUGAGUUCUCCUCCCCAUACUCAAAAAACAGUGGGACAGAAGAGGAUGUUGAGAUGAGCAUGAAGCUGGUCAAAAAGGAGGAGUCCUCAGGGACUGAGGGAGAAGGCAAAGGAAUAAAGAACAAAUCCAAAAUCACUUUACCCGGUUUCAAGAAAAAAACUGGAAAAGGAGAGGAGGAGCAGCCAGACCCACUGGUGUCCUCCAAAGCCAGGACAGAGAUGCUGACGGAAAGGGAAGGUUCAGAGUCACCCACACCUAAGAUUUCUAUUGGCUUCGUCUCUGGGAGGCCAAGGGGUCAGGCAGAGACUGAUACCACAGCUGGUGGUGAUGCAAGGCGUAGUGACAGCAGCAAAAAGGAGACUGAUGGGAAGGAGAAGUCACCUCGAUUUAAGGUCCCUAAGUUCAGCCUGAGCCCUCGGUCCACUGGGAUCCUCCAGAUCACACCGGAGAGCUCUCCCCGGGGGAGCAAAUCCUCACUCCAGUGCUCCGGGGAAGAAGAGGCCUCCGCUGGAAUCAGGAUCCAGAUGCCCAAGAUUGGGUUCUCCACCCAGAAGACCUCAGAGGAACAGAUCACCACGUCCAAGGAAGGCACUGUGACGGUAGUGACAAAAACAACCAAGCACACAGCAAAGGAAUCUGGGACUAGUGAAGCCCACAGUUCAUUUUCACCUUGGAAUUACUGA